Molecule: messenger RNA, 1578 nt
Organism: Entamoeba invadens IP1
Lineage: Eukaryota; Evosea; Mastigamoebida; Endamoebidae
Product: DEAD box ATP-dependent RNA helicase, putative
Exons: 1
Coding region: 1-1578 (525 amino acids)
Cellular component (GO): nucleolus
Molecular function (GO): RNA helicase activity; nucleic acid binding; ATP binding
Source: RefSeq, a predicted model, not a curated record
AUGUCUGAACCACUUCCUCAAAGCUUCGAGGCGAUCACACCAAAGUUAUCACCAGAGACCCUUCAAACGAUUAAAGACUUUGGGUUCACAAAACCGACUGAUGUUCAAGCGCAAGUGAUACCUCCCUUUUUGUCGCAUAAAGAUGUGAUAGUUCAGUCGCAAACGGGGAGUGGGAAAACGUUAUCAUUUUUAAUUCCGAUGUUUGAGAUGAUCAAAACUGCCAAAGAGAGUUAUAACCCACGAGAAGUCUAUGGUGUAGUGAUUUCCCCCACCCGUGAAUUAGCACAACAAACACAUAGUAUAGCUCUAGUCUUUGGAAAUCAUUUCAAUUUAAAAGUAAAACUAUUAAUAGGAGGAGUUGAAAAUUCGAAAGUUAAUGAAGAUUUAGCUGAAGGAGCGAAUAUUAUUAUAGGCACUGCAGGUCGAAUAGAAGAAACUUUAUCAGACAACCUUCACGAUUUAGACUGGAAAACAGUUGAAGUUCUAAUUUUGGAUGAGGGCGAUCGAAUGAUGGAAAUGGGGUUAGCCCAAGCAAUGGGGCGGAUUAUUAAGUUCUUACCAAAACAACGCCGGACUGGAGUUUUCAGUGCGACAAUUCCCGACGAAUUAAAUAAAUUAGUCAUAGCGGGUUGUAGAAAUCCAUAUAAAAUUCUUUUGUCUACAGACAAUAUAACACCCGUGUCGUUGGUGAAUGAAUAUGUUAUUGUACCUUAUGAAAGAAGACUACAAACCCUAAUCCAUUAUUUAAAAACAACGAAAGACAAGAAAAUUGUGGUGUUUGUGUUGACGUGUGAUCAAGUCGAGUAUAUCAGUGCCGUGUUACACUCAUUACCUCAAGGCGAAAUUCCAGAGGAAAAGCGGGUGCUUUCAAUUCAUGGCAAAGCAAAGCAAAUAUAUCGAGACAAAGCUUUGGAGAGAUUUGAAUCACUAGAAAGCGCUGUUUUGAUCUGUACUGACGUCGUUGCAAGAGGUAUUGAUUUUGUAGAUGUCGACUGUAUAUUACAAUAUGACCCCCCGCAAGACCCAAAGACUUAUGUCCAUCGUGGGGGACGAACAGCUCGCAUGGGUACAAUCGGUCAUUCAAUUCUCUUUUUAGCCGAGUGUGAAAAGGCCUUUAUUCUCUUAAUGGAUCGCCGCGGGGUGAAAAUCACUGGGACAACACUAGUAAUCUCCGAUGAGGAAAGUCUUCGCCUCUUUACUCUUGUUCGAGAAGCAACACUCAAAAGCAAAAAGUUGUUUGUUCGUUCACAAGCAGCUUUUGUGUCCUAUGUGAAAGGCUAUGGCGAACAUCAGUGUAAAUUUAUUUUCGCUCUCAAGAAGUUGUCGUUGACUGAUUUAGCUCAUGGAAUGUGUCUUAUUAAACUCCCUUUUAUUAAAGAGGUCAAGAAGCUUCAAUUGAAAUACGCUGACGAAAUUACAACACGAAUCAGUGAACUCUAUCCCAAAAAAGAGACUGCAGAAACAUCUCCUAAAAAUCCUCAAAAGCGCAAGAACCCAAACACAGGGGAUUACGAUCGUUCUAAAAUGUUAAAAACAGAAGAUACUGAUUCUAAUUCAGGAUCUAAAGACUCUAAUUGA